UCCACCAGAGACCGGGAGCGGGUUGCCUGAUGUGUUUGGCGCGGUCUCUGACCGGCCUCACCUUUUGUGCCUGCUACCUGGCUUCUUACCUCACGAACAAGUAUGUGCUGUCUGUCUUGAAAUUUACCUAUCCUACGUUAUUCCAAGGGUGGCAGACAUUGGUUGGUGGACUUCUGCUUCACAUAUCAUGGAGACUGGGCUGGGUGGAGAUCAGCAGCAAUUCAAGAUCUGAAGUUCUGACCUGGCUUCCCGCUUCACUGCUGUUUGUGGGUAUGAUCUAUGCUGGUUCUCGAGCAUUGUCUAGACUGACCAUCCCUGUGUUUCUCACUCUGCAUAAUGUAGCUGAAGUUAUCAUCUGUGGAUACCAGAAGUGUUUUCUGAAAGAGAAAACUUCUCCUGUGAAGAUCUGUAGUGCCCUCUUUCUCCUGGCUGCAGCAGGUUGUCUUCCCUUCAAUGACUCCCAGUUUGAUCCAGAUGGAUAUUUUUGGGCUAUAAUUCAUGUAUUCUGUGUAGGAUUUUAUAAGAUUUUGCAGAAGUCCCAGAAGCCCAACCUGCUAAGUGACAUUGACCAACAGUACUUGAACUACAUAUUCAGUGUGGUGCUGCUCAGCUGUGCAUCUCAUCCCACAGGUGACCUCUUCAGUGUCCUGGAGUUUCCGUUCCUGUAUUUCUACAGAUUCCACAGCAGCUGUUGUGCCAGUGGAUUUUUAGGAUUCUUUCUCAUGUUCAGCACCAUGAAGCUCAGAAGCACCCUGGCCCCAGGGCAGUGUGCAGCCUGGAUAUUUUUUGCCAAGGCCGACCACAGGGGCUUUAUCUUACCUUUAUCUUACCUGGGACUGCUGGAUGCUGUCAUCGCCCAGGCUGCAGAUGAGGAAACCAGGCCUGAGUAG
Messenger RNA from Elephantulus edwardii (Cape elephant shrew), 890 nucleotides. It is a transcript of the gene SLC35D4, whose product is annotated as transmembrane protein 241. Lineage: Eukaryota; Metazoa; Chordata; Mammalia; Macroscelidea; Macroscelididae. The coding region runs from base 30 to 890 and encodes 286 amino acids. The transcript is spliced from 14 exons. The record is from RefSeq and is a predicted model, not a curated record. Gene Ontology annotation, molecular function: antiporter activity. Gene Ontology annotation, cellular component: Golgi apparatus.